GCAAUGUGCAAACCUUUUCCCUAAACUUAUGAGAGGACAGGCCACAUACUCUACUUUCUCCCUGAGUGAUCAAAUCAAGUUCAAGAAUGAUAAUGCACUUAUCAUCGACAUAUCCCAACUUCUGAGUUCAUUCAAUGAAAUCAUUUCCUCUCUCCAUGAGAGUGUAGGAAAUGAUAUUGUAGCAAUUAAACAACAUCUUAGAAAUUGUUUUUGCAAGUUUUGGAUUGCUUAG
Molecule: messenger RNA, 232 nt
Organism: Dentiscutata erythropus
Lineage: Eukaryota; Fungi; Glomeromycota; Glomeromycetes; Diversisporales; Gigasporaceae
Source: the annotation of a GenBank genome assembly